GAAAUGCCGAAUGUGUAACUUAACUUACAGGACGCACUCAGACUAAACAAUUCUGUAAUCCAGGCACGCACUUUCUGGGAAAAGGAUGGGAAGACUUUUUGGUGCUUCUCACCUUCUAAAGCUAAGUCGAUCCACCACUCUUCUCUCAGCUCCUCUCUUCAAAAAUAGGAUUUCUCACUCCCAAUUACCUUAUUACUCAAAGACGACGACGUUUCUUACUCUUCGAACUUUGGCAAUCAUGGCCCCCGGCGCCGAUGAAUUCGUCAAAGGACAUGUCCACCCUAACGGCGUCGCUGUUAUCACUCUCGAUCGUCCUAAAGCUCUCAAUGCAAUGAAUUUAGAUAUGGAUAUCAAAUACAAGAGUUUCAUGGAUGAAUGGGAAACAAACCCAAAGGUGAAGUGUGUUUUGGUCGACAGCAGCUCCCCCCGUGCCUUUUCAGCAGGUGGUGAUAUUAAGCAGAUUGCAACCAAAAAACAGCAGUCAGAUAUGAUUGAGGUAUUCACAGCUGAGUAUCCUCUAAUAUGUAAAAUCUUCGAGUACAAAAAGCCUUACAUCAGCUUCAUGGAUGGCGUUACAAUGGGCUUUGGAAUUGGUUUAUCUGGUCAUGGUCGUUACAAGCUUAUCACAGAGAGGACUGUUCUAGCGAUGCCAGAAAAUGGAAUUGGGCUGUUUCCAGAUGUUGGUUUUUCUUAUAUAGCAGCACAUGGUCCUGGAGAAGGCACAGUUGGUGCUUAUCUUGCACUGACUGGAAGUAGGAUAUCAACACCUGCUGAUGCACUCUAUGUUGGUCUGGGAACUCAUUAUGUCCCUUCUGCAAAUUUGAGUGCGUUGAAGGAAGCUUUGCUUGCAACUAAAUUCUCUGAGGAUCCAGAUGGGGAGAUAAAAGAAUUGUUGGCAAAAUACAGUAGCAACCCUGAUUCAGAACCCCGUUUGAAGUCACUUUUACCCAGAAUUAUUUCUACUUUUGCUGGUAACAAGUCCAUUAGAGAGAUAAUAGAGGAGCUAGAAAAUCAUCUGCAAAGUGCUGAUACAUUGGUGGUAGAAUGGGCCAAGGAUGCUCUGCAAGGGCUCAGAAAGGGGGCCCCUUUCUCUCUCUGUCUCACCCAAAAGCUUUUUUCUAGAGUUGCAUCUGCACGUGGUAAAAAUGAGAAUGACUUGUCCAGUCUCAAUGGUGUCAUGAGAACUGAAUAUCGCAUUGCUAUAAGGUCUGCUCUACGGAGCGACUUUGCUGAAGGUGUCCGAGCAGUCUUAAUGGAAAAGGAUCAGAGUCCAAAGUGGAAUCCGUCUUGCUUGGAGGAAGUUAACCUUACUGAGGUGGAAGCUCUUUUUGAACCUUUGAGCCCGGAAGUUGGAGAACUGAAUGUCUAAGUGUGCCUGGAUAUCCUGCAUUUUUUCCAGCAGUUAGGAUUGAUAAAUACUCCUCUUUUGGUCAAUCUGAAUACAUGUGUAUGUGUCUAAUCCCAAAUGAUGCCUGUUCAAAUGUUGACAUUAUCUGUUAAAUGUGAUUUAUGAGGAAAUAAAGUGCAGUUGGUGAAACGGUUUAUGUAAAUACCUUUGAGGACUC
Messenger RNA from Nicotiana tabacum (common tobacco), 1565 nucleotides. Its product is annotated as 3-hydroxyisobutyryl-CoA hydrolase-like protein 3, mitochondrial. Lineage: Eukaryota; Viridiplantae; Streptophyta; Magnoliopsida; Solanales; Solanaceae. Gene Ontology annotation, cellular component: cytosol. Gene Ontology annotation, molecular function: 3-hydroxyisobutyryl-CoA hydrolase activity. The record is from RefSeq and is a predicted model, not a curated record. Gene Ontology annotation, biological process: L-valine catabolic process.